Messenger RNA from Ceratitis capitata (Mediterranean fruit fly), 1272 nucleotides. RefSeq names its product P granule abnormality protein 1. The transcript is spliced from 3 exons. Lineage: Eukaryota; Metazoa; Arthropoda; Insecta; Diptera; Tephritidae. Bases 1 to 1113 code for a protein of 370 amino acids. The record is from RefSeq and is a predicted model, not a curated record.
AUGUUUCGGUAUCUAGAUAAUAUCACUGCGCCCAAAAAUAUAGUUCUAGUUUUGGUGCUGCUCGGUCUUUCAUCAACUCAUGCCGAGGAUUAUUCUAAAGUUAACUCGAACUCACCAACGGUUUCGGCAGCAACCAACACGCAGCAUACAUCAUCUCUUGUAUCGAGCUCCUCCGCACAACAAAUUCAUGGUUACGAUAAAAGGAAUAUAAAAGCUACGGAUUUAAAGGCUUCAAGCUCGGCGGCUGCAAAGAGUUAUGAUCCGCCGCCAGAGUUUUAUAGAGGUCCAGGCUCCACCUCCAAAACAUCCAGCUCUUCUACGGUUGGUCAUAACCGCGACAGCGCAACCGCCAGCUUUGUCUCCAAACCUAUAUCCUUUCCGGAUCUGUUAAAUCAAAAAAACUCAAACGAUCUCAGUCAGAAGCUCGCAAACUCCUUCAAUAGCUGGCAGAUCCUGCGUGGACAAGGUGCACAGGAUAGGAUUAGCGUGAAACCCUAUGGCAGCGGCGAAGCGCAUGGACUAACAUCAGGCUACGCACCCGGCGGCGGUGGCGGACACUACAGCUACCAAGAUGUACGCCCCUACAGCAACGGCGGGCACUACAUCGAUUAUGGGGCGGCACAUGCAGGCGGUGGCGGUCACUAUGGCGCCAGUGGACACGGCGGCUACUAUGGUGGCGCACACAGCGCUGAAGCUGGCGCUAUACCUUUCGAUGUGUACGGCGGCGGCAAGGGUAGUGGACAUUAUGCGGGCGCCGGUGGUGAAUACUCAUAUACUUAUCCAGAGUUGCCACACGAGGCAGCCACACAUAAAGGACCUCACGACCUGGCGCAGAAAGCUUUGCUGGCAAAGAGUUUCCUCAUACCACUAGCCAGUGCGGCGGUCUUGGGCAUAGCUGCAGCUUUGGUCAGCAAUCCAUUGUUACUACAAUUGGGCACCGUCUCAGGUUUGCCAGUGGGCACUGCGGUGGCAGGCAAGCGUCGGAGACGGGACUUAACGUCUUCGCAUGCAGCAUUAACGGCAAGUGGCCGACGUAUGAAGGUAGCUGCUACUGGCGCUGGCGCAGACAUCGCUUAUCGUGCACAACAUCUAAGCCGUAAGGCACGUGUGUAGCUGCAGCGUGUGGAAGUAAGGAAGCUUAAUUUAAUUUACAAACUCUUAUCCUUGGCUAACGGAAGCCAGCAGUUAAGCGCUUCAUUGUGAUUGAAUUGGGUUGAUAGAAAUAUAGAAAAGUAAGAGAUUGCGAUUAGAUAGCGAAUAUGCUUAAAUAAA